Aspergillus calidoustus is the source of this 279-nucleotide messenger RNA. Lineage: Eukaryota; Fungi; Ascomycota; Eurotiomycetes; Eurotiales; Aspergillaceae. The record is from the annotation of a GenBank genome assembly.
AUGUUGAUUCGUCCGAUCCAAUACCAGAAAUCAGGGAUGAGCUCAUCGCGCUCCUGGAGCGUUUUGUUCAUCUUAUUGCUUCCCACGCAACCAUUGAUCUUCAAGAGACGCCCAAGAAUACUUCACGAACUUUGCGAGGCAGCCCCAGAUGUCGCACGAGCCAUUGCAGGCACUAUCCAAGGAAACAAGACGGUCCCAUCCGAACAGCAGGUCAACGCGAACACUGCCCUCUUAAAACGAAAGUGGAAGCCAGACCAAGAUCCCCCAUAUCGUCCAUAA